GUGCAAAAAAGACUAGGCGAAUGUGGUCAAAACUGRAGGUGGAUGCAGUGGAAAAGACUUUAAUGAGCUUCAUCAAAAGUGGGAAGAUGCCUGGUAAAGCUGACUGUGAAACAUGCAUUGCUGCCGACACUGAAGCCCUGUCUGAGCGUGACUGGAGAGCGGUAAAAUUUUAUGUUCACAACAGGAUAGUUUCCAGUAGAAGAUAUUGAAUAAUAAUGUAGKUUCAGAGGUAUGUUCAGUCUUGUAUUUUUUGUUAUUGUUU
Molecule: messenger RNA, 262 nt
Organism: Austrofundulus limnaeus
Lineage: Eukaryota; Metazoa; Chordata; Actinopteri; Cyprinodontiformes; Rivulidae
Source: RefSeq, a predicted model, not a curated record